Molecule: messenger RNA, 4539 nt
Organism: Stegastes partitus (bicolor damselfish)
Lineage: Eukaryota; Metazoa; Chordata; Actinopteri; Pomacentridae
Gene: c2cd2
Product: C2 calcium dependent domain containing 2
Exons: 13
Coding region: 513-2528 (671 amino acids)
Source: RefSeq, a predicted model, not a curated record
UCCGUUUCCAAACGGCAACUUUGUACAGUCGAACCGAGCCGCAGACCGAGUCCAGCGGGAAGGACUGCGCUGUUCGGCUCCAGGAUGUGCCACCCGGGACUCUUAUUCUCUCUCUGGAUACCGUCGGGUGGAGAAUAACCGCGGACUUUUGGAAAUAAGUGCUUUUUGAGAAACUUUGCCGGUUAACGAGGAAUAGCUAGUUACGCGAACCGCGGCGAAGAUUAGCCAACUAAGCUAACAGGCAUAUUCAAUGAGAGGAGUGUGCGGCUCUGCAUGUUUACUGAAACCUUUAGCUCUUUGACAGUGGUCUAGUUUAACACAGCCAGCUCGUGUAGAUUGAGACCUGCUACGUACGGCAGCAUGGAUACCAAUAAGCAUAAUUCGUGUUGGGGGCGGUUGUCAGUCGUGGGUGCUCGCCUUCAUUGAUCUUAACAAAUAACUGCUAUGAGGUCGCCAGGACGUUCCUCCGUGGAGGUGUGCUAAACUGUCAUCAUCGAAUUCACUUGCAAAGAAUGUCCGACUCGGAAAGUUCCAGCUCGUAUUUUGGUUUGGAGGAUCCGCAGUGGCUGUGCAUGGUCACACUGUUCGUUGCAUCCCUGGUCACCCUGGUGCUGUACUUCGUGCAGUAUUUCCAACAUGGGAUUGUAGGAAACAAGCGGGGAGCAGCAGGAGACAAUGCGGCGGCGAAGGAGGAGGAAGCCGCCGCUCUGCUGGGAUGGGCGCUGUCACUGAAAAGCUGGAAAAGUCAGUGGAGAGGAGCCUGGUGCAGGGCUUUGAAUGACCAGGCGAGGAAGCGAGGGGGUGGUGUUGUGUUGACAUUUGAAGAGGAUGGCCUGGACGCAUCGGAGCUCCUGCUCAGCCAAGUGUCCAGCUUCCAGAAGUCUGCCACCAACAAGGCCGCUUGCUGCAGCGUGGUCGGGGAGAAGCUUCAGUUCUCUCUUCAUGCAGCUUCGACAGCCAUGGCUACAGCAGAUCCUUGUAAAUACACAGUCUGUAUCGCUCCACUGGAGAUGCAGCUUCAUCUACGCAUGCAAGAAGCUGAAGAUGAGGUCAAGGUGAGCUGGGGCGUGUCCCACCUGGAGACCGGGGAGCUGCAGGUGACGCCCACUUUCACCCAGGACAAUGCCAACACUUGCAGCGUCGCAGCCAUAAAGGAGCAGUUGAGGCAGCUGCUGUGUGCGACUCGUCCCUCUGUGCUACUGAGCUGCAGGCCUGCUCAGGCCUCAGAGGUCAAGGAAGCCCACAACAAAGUGGCAUCGCCCCCAAAGCCCCCCCGCGCCCACGACUGGAAGCUGCUAGUGAAAAACAUCCGGGUCACACUCAAUCAGGAGGAAGAUGCUGCAGGCAGCAUGAAUCCUCUGUGUGUCCUGCAGUUAGAUGAUCCUCCACAGAGGUUUAACACCUCUGUUUUAAAGAACACAACUAAUCCUGCCUGGGACCAGCCGUUUAUCUUUGAACUGAAUGGACGAUCAAAGGAGCUCAAUAUUCAGUUGGUGAAUGAUGGACAACCUCAAGAGAAUUCCUCACUAGGUCAGGUUUCAGUGCCUUUUGAUCUUGUAAAGAAGCAGCCCAAAGGACAGCAAACAUUUGCACUCAUGACCAAAGACACAGUGACGGGAUCACUUACUACUGACUUUACCUACCUGGAGCCCAGUGAGGUGAGGUCCUGGCACCCUCCGACCCCAGCCUCCAACAAGAGGGUGGAGAUGGACCGUACAGUCAUGCCCUGUGGCACCGUGGUCACCACCAUCACAGCGGUGAAGAGCAAGCCGGGUCGACCACUCCCGCUGAGCAUAGAUCCUGCCCAGAAAGCGGUGGUCAACAAGCCCAAGCUUGCAGAGCGUCGCGUUUCAGAGCAGGUGUCUAUGCUGGGAGGAACCGUCAGCAAGGCCCUGUCCUCCUCCGACACUGAGCUGCUGAUGCUCAAUGGAACGGACCCAGUGGCUGAAGCAGCAAUCAGACAACUCCACCAGUCUGCCAAGCAGAAGCUCAAGUCCCCAGUGAAGAAGAGCACCAUCAUCAUCUCAGGCAUCGCCAAAACGCCGCUGUCUCAGGAUGACGAGCUGGCUCUGAUGGCAGGCUACGCUGCAGCGAUGGAUGCCUCCAUGUCAGAGGGCAGCUCUACUCAGGAUGUGACCACAGCGAUUGCAUCAGGGACCAGCAGCCUGCCGGAGGUGUCCGAGCCCCAGGAGGGCCCCAGUGGAAUAGGCCGGCCUCCAGACGACUGGGAGAGCCACGCCGGAGAGGAACUAGACCAUACCUCGCUUUCCAUGUGUGUGUCUGAGGCGAGCUGCAAGAAGAGCCGAGGCAGCUUCCUGCAGAAGAGUGCCAAGCUCUUCUUCCGGCGGCGUCACCAGCGCAAAGACCCGGGGAUGAGCCAGUCCCACAAUGACCUGGUGUACCUGGAGUCUCCAGCCGCAGUGGAGCGAGCCAGCCGAACAGCCACGCUUAGCCGCAUGCUCAACCGCAAGAGUAAGAAUAAGAGCAAAGCCAACGGCUCUACCUCCACGGGGGAGCCACACGCGUGACCUCCCCGUCCACCGAGCCCUCCACCUCAGUCCCUCCCACAACAGCUACCAUCAUCACCUCCACCUUAAAAGAUGCACUGGCUAACAUCCUGGCUAUUCUGCUCCCGCUAAUGCCCGACCUGCACACCAGGGCUCCUGCAUUGUGAAUGGGAAGGCAGUGCAGGUGGAAAAAUACCUUCUUUUACAGCCGUAUCCUGCUUCAGUGCUUCUUAGAGGAAGCAGACAUUCCAUUAAAAGUGUGUGCACGUGUGGAUGAAGGUAUCCUGUCCUGGAUUGAUGGCAUUUUAGAAGAUAUUAUUUUUUGCAUGUUUCUUUUAUUUGAUUUUAUGCAACAUUUUGAAAUCUUUAAGUGCUUUUAUGGCCUCAUGACGGACCAAAGGGACUGGUAUGGGCCGCCGCUUUACCUCACCGACGCUGAGGGCGAAGAGAAAACUCUCCCUGCUGUAAACCGUGCGCUUUCUGCGGUGGAUCAACAGGACCAAAGAUGAAGAGCAGAGUGGCGUUUGUAUGAUUUGCACAACUCUAGUAACCUUUGACUUCAAGUGCAAUGACAGGAGCUCCUCUCACGAUAGAGACUCUUCUGUAGUUCUUCAUGUUGAACACAAACAUUCACAAAGGGAGACCGUCUUUUCACUGCACCAGUGGGAGAAUAAUACGACUACUUUUUGACACUAAUGUUAUGAGAUAAUUUGUUUUAAAUUUGUCUAAAUUGAUCCCAAAUAAAACUAGUAUGUACCGUGCAUAUAAAAGCUGUUAAACUGAGCUAUCCGAAACUUACGCCUAACAAAGAUAGCAAGUUGUUUCAGGUUAGCUGUUGGCACGCACAGAGGUCACGUUAUCGUCCGGCUAUUUAAAUAAGGCAACACCCUUCUAAACAUACAGCAGGGCAUUUGUGCUUUUUGCAGUGUUCUCGAAUGAUAUGCAACUUUCUCCUUUGUCUUCCUGAGAGAUUCCUCCUGUACACUACUGUUAUCAGCAGGGUGGUCGACGUGUCAAAAGGGAACCGAACGAACCAUUUAUCCAGGGACUGUGACGCUACGCUCGGCCGCAUCCAUGAAACCUGUUCGACGCUCACUUCAGUCCACAUCUGAAUGGAACAAACCGUUCUUUCUGUCAUUUAUUGUUUUGUUGUUUUUUUUUUUAAACCGUGUAGCUUUGAACAAAACGUGUGAACACCUUUGGGAGCAACCAAACUGGCUGCUUGUUUUUUUUUUUUUUUAUCCAGCUAAUGAUUGUAUUUUUUUGUGAGCAGCUUGUUUCUGUACUUCAUGUUAACUACUGUUCAUCAAUAAGUUAUUCUGCUCAGAUGCAGCGCGGUGACAGCCAACAGAUUGCCUUACAGUCAUUCUGAGGACGAUGUCGCAGCUGCUCAAGACUUUUUUUUUGUUUUUUCUCCUCAACUUGACGGGACUUUCAGGUCCAGAGGCUGCAUCUGUUAUCAGACAGAGGACUGAGAGCCUGGAGUGAACUGUUGGAAUGGCUCUGAUAGACGAGCGUACCACUGUGCUCCUGCACCAUCAGCAACGUCUAUAAUCCAGAAGCCUAUGCACAUAACAUAUCUGUUAACCGAGUGUUUACAUUAUUAGACUAUCUGAGAAUUAAAAACACUCACUCGUGACAACACUCUUGUGCAGAUGCAGUGUGGGUGUCUUUGUGUCUCGGUGUUCAUCCACCAUCACUGUCUGUUUAACAAAAAAAAAGGCCAGAUCGAGGCAGAAGAAAACGCUUCAAUCACUCAGACAGGAACGGAGAGGAACACGGGGCGUUUAAAUCGGCUUCCGAGCCCUCAGAGCAGCCUGCGAGCAUCAGCUACUCAUGUGCGUUUAGUUAGCAGUAGGGCCGUAUGUGAAUAAUAAACUGCUUCCUGAUGUUCUUUUAAUGGCAUCCGCUCUGUUUGUGCACAGCGACUUGCUGACUGGCUCGAACGUCAGUCACAUCCCUGCAGGGACUGUAACUAAUCUACAUAUCGAGGUAUUUCAUUUUCAGCAAUAAAUAUCGAUUGAAUAACUGA